AUGCCUACCCUUCGUCUUCAGAAGCGCCUUGCGGCCAAGGUGCUUAAAUGUGGAAAAAACAAAAUCUGGUUGGAUCCAAACGAAGCAAAUGAGAUUGCCAAUGCUAACUCUCGUCAAAACAUUCGGAAACUUGUAAAGGAUGGUUUGAUCAUCCGCAAGCCAGUGAAGAUUCACUCUCGUGCUAGAGUUCGCAAGAAUGCAGAGGCUCGCCGUAAAGGUCGUCAUAUGGGACAUGGCAAGAGAAAAGGUACCGCAAAUGCCCGUAUGCCAACUAAGAUUCUGUGGAUCCGACGUAUGAGAGUUCUGCGCAGGUUGUUGAGGAAGUACAGGGAGGCUAAGAAGAUUGACAAGCAUUUGUACCACGAGCUGUACAUGAAGUGCAAAGGUAAUGGAUUCAAGAACAAGCGUGUACUGAUGGAGUUCAUCCACAAGAGAAAGGCAGAGAAGUCCAGAUCCAAGAUCCUUAGUGACCAGGCUGAGGCUCGUAGACAGAAGGUUAAAGAGGCUCGUCGCAGACGUGAAGAGCGCAUUGCCCAGAAAAGAGAAGAGUUGUUGAAAAACAUUGAAGAACCCAAGAAAUAA
Molecule: messenger RNA, 582 nt
Organism: Candidula unifasciata
Lineage: Eukaryota; Metazoa; Mollusca; Gastropoda; Stylommatophora; Geomitridae
Source: the annotation of a GenBank genome assembly